Molecule: messenger RNA, 3428 nt
Organism: Conger conger (European conger)
Lineage: Eukaryota; Metazoa; Chordata; Actinopteri; Anguilliformes; Congridae
Product: E3 ubiquitin-protein ligase TRIM62-like
Exons: 6
Coding region: 577-2004 (475 amino acids)
Biological process (GO): positive regulation of canonical NF-kappaB signal transduction; innate immune response
Molecular function (GO): zinc ion binding; protein binding
Source: RefSeq, a predicted model, not a curated record
GUUUGCUCUAUCGCCCUGCUCUUUUUCUUCCUGGAUUGAAGCAGGUUUCUGAGUGAAGCAGCCGAAUAAAAGCCAUGGACGUUGCGGUGCUGGACAGAAAUAAUUGAAACGAAAAUGAAAAUAAGCGAACUGCUUUGAAAAUACUCGAACUCUCUAGCUGAGCAACUGGAGGAGAACAGUACUUGUAAAAUAAAGAAACAAAACGACAAAAUUGUUUUCAGUACGAAUGAGAACAGUGGCAGGUUUAGCUAUAUACUAUCUGAGCUGAUUAGCUAGGUAGCUGUGACCGAAGCAGAUCUGGGUUGCGGGCAAGGUGCUCAACAAGAGGAACUGCAGGAAGACCGAACCCCCUUGAGCACAGAUGGAUAAUUACCUCUAAUAGCUAGAUGUUAAACCAAUGUGGUCCUGUCCCGUUUAACUAUCCGUGCCAGUAAAACCGCAGUCUUAAUAUUGAAUCAAAUAUAUAGGCUACAUUUUGGUGCUGUAGUAUAGUAGCCUAGUUGCAUCUAAAUAUCUUAUUGCAACUUAAAAUUAUUGAGGUAAUAAUUUGGUGCUAUUUGGUCUUUAUUCCCGCAAAUGGCUUGUUGUUUGAAAGACGAGCUUCUGUGUUCCAUCUGUCUGAGUAUUUACCAAGACCCAGUAAGUUUCGGGUGCGAGCAUUACUUCUGUCGAAAGUGUAUCACGGAACAUUGGAGCCGACAGGAGCACCACGGCGUCCGCGACUGCCCAGAGUGCCGCAGAACCUUUGCCGACCCGUUGCUCUCGCCAAGCCUGAAGCUGUCUAACAUCGUGGAGAGGUACUCCGCUUUCCCGCUGGACGCCAUCCUGAACGCACAGCGGAGCCCCUACCCCUGCAAGGACCACGAGAAGGUUAAGCUCUUCUGCCUGAGCGACAAGAGCCUAGUGUGCUUCUUCUGCGACGAACCAACACUGCACGAGCAGCACCAGGUCACCACAGUGGACGAGGCCUUCGAAGAAAUACAGAGGGAGAUGAAGGAGCAGCUGGCCAGCCUCCAGGACAGUGAGGUGGGACACACAGAGGCCUUGCAGCUGCUCCAGAGGCAACUCACAGAGACCAAGCUGUCAGCGAAGAGCCUGCGGGCGACGAUCGGCGAGGCGUUCGAGCGGCUGCACCGCUUCCUGCGGGAGCGGCAGAAGAGCAUGCUGGAGGAGCUGGAGGCCGACACGGUGCGCACGCUCGCCGACAUCGAGCACAAGAUCCAGCGCUACAGCCAGCAGCUGCGCGACGUGCGGGAAGGCAUCCAGAUCCUGCAGGAGCGCCUGGGGGAGACCGAGAGGCACGGCUUCCUGGAGGGGGUGGCCCUCACCUCCGAGAGAAUAAAAGGGAAAAUCCAUGAGACCAAUCUCACCUACGAAGACUUCCCCACCUCAAAGUACAUGGGUCCCCUGCAGUACAGUAUCUGGAAGUCUCUGUUCCAGGACAUAACCCCAGUGCCUGCCGCCCUGACGCUGGACCCCCUGACGGCCCACCAGCGCCUCAUCCUGUCGGACGACUGCACCAUCGUGGCGUACGGGAACCUGCACCCCCAGCCGCUGCAGGACUCUCCGCGGCGCUUCGACGUGGAGGUGUCGGUCCUGGGGGCUGAGGGCUUCGGCGGCGGGGUCCACUACUGGGAGGUGAUGGUUUCGGAGAAGACCCAGUGGAUGAUCGGCGUGGCCAGCGAGACGGUCGCCCGCAAGGGCAGCAUCCAGAUCCAGCCCAGCCGGGGCUUCUACUGCAUCGUCAUGCACGACGGCAACCAGUACAGCGCCUGCACCGAGCCCUGGACCCGGCUCAACGUCAAGAGCAAGCUGGAGAAGGUGGGCGUGUACUUGGACUGCCCCCGAGGCCUGCUGGUCUUCUACAACGCCGACGACAUGUCCUGGCUCUACACCUACAGGGAGAGGUUCCCCGCAAGGCUCUACCCCUACUUCAGCCCGGGACAGAGCCACGCCAACGGCAAAAACGUUCAGCCCCUCCGGAUCAACACCGUCCGUCUAUAGAGGCCCCCAGGGGGCGCCCGCGUCUCGGAAGCACACAGAAAUUAAGAUGGGAACGGGAGGGAGCAGAUGGGACUCUGUUUUGUGUUUGUGUGAGGGACCAUGGUGCUCACUGCACUGUGUACUUUUCAUUGCGCUGGUGUGUGAGUGCUGUACUGGUCUGGUCUGUACGCCCCGUCAUCCUGAACUGGCUCUUGAACAUCCACCCCGCUGUUCAAAGACUGGCCUCGCUGUCAGUCACUCACUCCAUGCUAUCCUGAUCUCCGUCAUCUCCAGUUGAUGCAUCCAGCUGCUAGGACUCUGGACUCCUGCUCUUGAUGUUAGAGAGUCAAGCUUUAUGCUUUCGCACUUAGCUUUUUCUUCACUAAACUUUUAAUUUACUGAAUGGAUUUUCUCAUCUAAGCUCUUUCUUAAUGCUUUUUCUCACCGUUGGGAAUAGCUAUUCGCAUACAGCCGGGUCAUGCUGCAGUCUCUACAGCCGAUGCAGAAGGGCACAAGCAGUCUCCUCUGAAGCACGUGAGGUUGGCGGCAGCUUCUUUUCACAAUGCAGCCCACACAGUCAAGUUCACACAGACAUGAGAAAGAGGAUUUAGCAAGCAGACCACUGGGGGUCUACCUGUGGGGGUCUCCAGAAAGCAAUGAGAUGCGGAUCCUAGCUGACUGAAUCCUUCCUAACCUGGGACGAUGCAACUUGAAUAGCAUUUAACCCUGGGGUGCACCAUCCAAUUUGGUCCCACCCUUUUCAUGUUGUAGUGGAGUUAAAGGUCCCGCCCACCUCAUUAAUAAUGUGCCAAUGUGUGGGUGUGAUGAGGCAGCAGCUGAUUUAACUGCAUAAUUGAAUGUUAAAGCUCAUUAUAAAAAGAUAUGGCAGACUUCCACAGCCUUUCCACCUUGGCAGGAUAACAGCAAACCUCAAAAGCAGGCACAGCAAUUAUGCGAUAGCAAUUUGGGGAGAUCAAAACAGCAACUGAAUUUCUGUGGGGAGAUGUCAUUAUUUUUGGGAAAAGUAUCAAAAGGUUCUGCUCUGAGAAUGCAGUUCUAACAGGCCUUCACAACCCACAACCAUGUGAGCAUUUAGAUUUUGCGGCAACAUGUAUUUUCAAGGGUCCAUUUUCUGUCAAUUUCUUAGUACCUAAAUCUUUACAGUGCACUUUCAAUCCCUUUAUAGAGGCAAAGCCCUUCCAUACUCAGCAGCUAAAUCAUUUCUCGCAAUUCUUUGUGAUUCUGAACAGUGCUACUGUUUUAUUGCCUCCAAAUGGUUGAAAACCUGCAAUAGUCUCGGACGGUUCCAUAACUCAGGUGGAAGUUUGCUUGGACGUGUUGAAGCCUGUCCUUCAAACGUGCUGAAUGAAUCAACCGGAAGACCAGCAGCCAUCACUGCAAUGUGUGUUCUGGGAGUGGAGGAGGGUCUGGGAUGGUCUGGGUGG